Molecule: messenger RNA, 3585 nt
Organism: Ictalurus furcatus (blue catfish)
Lineage: Eukaryota; Metazoa; Chordata; Actinopteri; Siluriformes; Ictaluridae
Gene: tm9sf3
Product: transmembrane 9 superfamily member 3
Exons: 15
Coding region: 113-1876 (587 amino acids)
Biological process (GO): protein localization to membrane
Cellular component (GO): membrane
Source: RefSeq, a predicted model, not a curated record
AUAUCCGUACAGAGCAUCCUGAGACGACCACUGUCAUAGAACCAGGAAGAAGGAAGGUGGGAUAGCUUAAAAAGGCUAAUAUCCCGAAGCGAUCGGAGAACUUUCCUUGAAAAUGAUGAAGUCGUCCAGGUGGAAGUGUGCAGCGCUGGUGUUAUUGCCUGUUAUAAGUUUAUUGUUGCCGGCCCAGGCGGAUGAGCAUGAUCACACGUACGAAGAUAAAGAGGAGGUGGUUCUAUGGAUGAACACAGUGGGACCAUAUCACAACAGGCAGGAGACAUAUAAAUACUUCUCCCUUCCUUUCUGCGUGGGCUCCAAGAAGACCAUCAGCCACUACCAUGAGACACUGGGCGAAGCUCUGCAGGGAGUCGAACUGGAGUUCAGCGGCCUAGACAUCCAGUUUAAAGAUGAAGUGAUGCAGUCGACAUACUGUGAAAUUGAACUGGACAAAGCUAAAAGGGAUGCCUUUGUCUACGCCAUCAAGAACCACUACUGGUACCAAAUGUACAUCGAUGACUUGCCAAUCUGGGGGAUCGUUGGUGAGGCAGAUGAGAACGGGGAAGAUCAUUACCUCUGGACUUACAAAAAGCUGGAAAUCGGCUUCAAUGGUAACAGAAUUGUGGAUGUUAACUUGACCAGCGAGGGCAAAGUGAAGCUUGUGCCGAACACGAGAAUCGCUAUGUCCUACUCAGUGAAGUGGAAAAAGUCUGAUGUGAAAUUUGAAGACCGUUUUGACAAAUACCUUGAUCCAUCCUUCUUUCAACACAGAAUUCACUGGUUCUCCAUAUUUAACUCCUUCAUGAUGGUGAUCUUCCUGGUGGGUUUGGUGUCUAUGAUCUUGAUGAGGACUCUGAGGAAAGACUAUGCCAGAUACAGCAAAGAGGAAGAAAUGGAUGAUAUGGACCGAGAUCUCGGGGAUGAGUACGGGUGGAAGCAAGUCCACGGUGAUGUGUUCAGACCCUCUAGUCACCCUCUUAUCUUCUCCUCCCUGAUUGGCUCUGGUUGCCAGAUCUUCUCUGUGUCCUUCAUUGUUAUCAUUGUGGCCAUGAUUGAGGAUUUGUACACUGAGAGAGGGUCGAUGCUGAGCACGGCCAUAUUUGUGUAUGCAGCCACUUCCCCAGUAAAUGGUUACUUUGGGGGAAGCCUGUAUGCAAAACAAGGGGGGAGGAGAUGGAUAAAGCAGAUGUUUAUUGGUGCAUUCCUGAUCCCAGCUAUGGUUUGUGGCACGGCUUUCUUCAUCAACUUCAUUGCUAUCUAUUACCACGCCUCCAGAGCCAUCCCAUUUGGCACCAUGGUUGCAGUGUGCUGCAUCUGCUUCUUCGUCAUCCUUCCUCUAAACCUGGUGGGGACGAUCCUGGGUCGGAACCUCUCGGGACAGCCCAACUUUCCCUGCAGGGUCAACGCCGUGCCCAGGCCCAUCCCAGAGAAGAAAUGGUUCAUGGAACCUGCGGUCAUCGUGUGCCUGGGUGGCAUCCUGCCGUUUGGGUCUAUAUUUAUUGAGAUGUACUUUAUUUUCACGUCAUUCUGGGCCUAUAAGAUUUAUUAUGUGUACGGAUUCAUGAUGCUCGUGUUGGUGAUCUUGUGCAUUGUGACCGUGUGCGUGACCAUCGUCUGUACCUACUUCCUCCUCAAUGCUGAAGACUACAGAUGGCAGUGGACAAGCUUUCUUUCUGCCGCUUCCACGGCAGUUUAUGUUUACAUGUAUUCCUUUUACUACUAUUUCUUCAAAACAAAGAUGUAUGGUUUGUUUCAGACAUCGUUCUAUUUCGGCUACAUGGCGGUGUUCAGUACUGCUCUGGGUAUAAUGUGUGGAGCCGUUGGUUACAUGGGAACAAGUGCCUUUGUGAGAAAGAUCUACACAAACGUGAAGAUUGACUAGCGACUCUGCAGCACCUGUGCUGACGGCUGACGUUUCCCAGCAGAGGCGGACACGAGUCUUUGUCCCUUUUUUUUGUUUUUUUUUUGCAAGAAGAGAUUGUGAUCUUAUCUUGUAUAAAUCUAGUUUUCCAUUUUCUCAACAAGUUCAAAGUUGCAAGAUUGUGUACACACAGGCGUAUAAUGGAAGAUUAAAUAAACGUGAGUUUUAUUUUUUUUUUAAUUAACUGUGUUUUCAUUUCUUUUCUCUGGAGCAAAUGCGUAGAUUUAAACUUUUUUUUUUUUUUUUUGCAUAUUAAAAACUUUGGUUCUCCUCCGAUAAUUCUGUCCCACCCAGCAUGAGUGACUGUAGACCUUUAUCGAUGGAGUAGUCUAGCUCUCUUCAGUGAAGAGGCCGAAGUGUAUGGAGAGCCUUUGUUCUGUUGUAGGAGAAUAUUGGAGGGUUGCGAUUGUGUUCAUGCUCCUACUGUCAGUUUUUGUAUUGUCGAGUUAAGCGAUGUCGUUGGUUGGUUGGUUGGUUGUUUGUUUGUUUGUUUGUUUGUUUGUUUUGAACACUUUUUGUUUCCGAUCACCCUGAGCGUAGUGUAACGUUGCAAUCCCAUGAUGACAAAAAAUGUUGGUUACUAGCUUUUCUGCCACCAGACUUGACCACCAUUUUUCACUCUACACUACAUAGUUCAGAUUAUGUUACAGGAUACAAAUGAGGCAUAAAUCAUAGCGUUCCUGAUCCAGGUCUUGGGUUAUAAUGUAUGGUCCGGUCAUCUGCGACAAGUGCGGAUGUUUUAAAUGGGUUGUUUCAAAGUGGUCUUGUGUUUUCCAGUUUAGUCUUACUUUUAAUGUCGGAAUUUUAAAUGAAGUCUGAGUGUGAAGAUAAUAAAUGGAUGGGGGUAAACCUGUAUAUAACCUUUUAAUAAUGUAACUGUAGAAGUAGACUCCAAAAUGUAUUUUGGUUGUACAGAUUUAUUACAGGGUGUUUUUUGUUGGUUUUUUUGUUUUGUUUUUUAAAAAAAAAAACCCAAAAAAGAUGUUCAGUUGAAUGAUUUUGUCUUUUCUCCUUUUUAUUUUGUGAGCUUGGGGUGGGUGGCACGGUUACAUCUUGCCUGUUAGUGCAUGACCUUUUCAUCUUGCUGUAUGAACCAGUUCAGUUUGUAUUUUUUUUCUUUUCUUUCUUUGCUCUGUGACUCCUGACACAUGCUCAAAUUAAGUUUCGUGUAACCAGACAAAAAAAAAAUAUCUGGAGUGCUUACAUUGAAUUUCUGCUGCUUGUAGAGGAAGUAUUGACCAUCAUAUACAUUAUUGUUUUUAAUAUUUAUGAUUUAAAGCUUUAAACAGCUCUCUGUGUGCUGAACAGCCACCUCCCUCAUGCUAACUUCCCCAUCCAUUACCAGAAGCAGCAUUGUGAAUGUUGGACACAUGCAGAGUUUCUGCAAGCAUACUAUAAAAGGGUGACGUUAUUGUACUUUAUUUGAUGUUUUCCUAACUACAGGAAGUGCCCCAGGAGCACUCCGACAAAGCUCGUGUUUUUCGUUCUGCUGUAUACAGUAUGUAACUAAAGAUGUCCGAGAUGUGGCAAAGCCUUUUUUUCUAAUCCCCUCAAAUGCCAGCUGAUUCCUGGCCCCUCAUGUCAUGAACCUUGUGAUGUCUGAAAAGACAUUUUAAACAUGCUCUACUUGUUGUAAAAAGGAAAAAAAUAAACGAUGUUUAUGUACAGAG